Messenger RNA from Plenodomus lingam JN3, 657 nucleotides. Its product is annotated as Peptidyl-prolyl cis-trans isomerase H. Gene Ontology annotation, biological process: protein peptidyl-prolyl isomerization; protein folding. The record is from RefSeq and is a predicted model, not a curated record. Lineage: Eukaryota; Fungi; Ascomycota; Dothideomycetes; Pleosporales; Leptosphaeriaceae. Gene Ontology annotation, cellular component: intracellular membrane-bounded organelle. Gene Ontology annotation, molecular function: peptidyl-prolyl cis-trans isomerase activity.
AUGGGCUGCAUGCACAGCAAAAAGGCCGACACUCUUGCCCCGGGCGAGUCGACUCAACCUGCACGCCCAACAGUUGCACAACCACAAACCGCAGCGAGCACAACACCCAGCGCACCAGCAAAACCAAAGCGCCAUGCUGAUAAUCCCGUCGUGUACUUUGAUGUUGCGAUUGGCGGACAGCCUGUGGGCCGUGUGCAGAUGGAAUUAUUUCUCGAUGUUGUGCCGGCUACGUCUGAGAAUUUCCGCCGGUUUUGUACGGGGGAGUUUGAGGGCGGAGGGUAUGAGGGCAGUGUGUUUCACCGUGUUAUCCCGGACUUUAUGAUUCAAGGCGGCGACUUUAAAAACGGCAAUGGCACAGGUUCCGCGUCCAUUUUCGGGGGCUCCUCUUUUGACGACGAGAACUUCACCCUACGUCACACGCACCCCGGUCUUCUCAGCAUGGCAAACUCAGGUCCAAACACAAACGGUUCUCAAUUCUUUAUUUUAACAUCGGCAACACCGCAUUUAGACGGAAAACAUGUUGUAUUCGGCGAGGUUAUUGAUGGCAUGGAUGUUGUCAGGAUGGUUGAGGGGACGCAGACCGGGGCUGGUGAUAGGCCGGUGAAGGAUGUUGUUAUUACUGCGGCUGGACAGUUGAGUGGGGCGGUUGUAACGUAG